This is a messenger RNA of Drechmeria coniospora, 957 nucleotides long. Its product is annotated as CBP3-like protein. NCBI's taxonomy places the organism in Eukaryota, Fungi, Ascomycota, Sordariomycetes, Hypocreales, Ophiocordycipitaceae. Gene Ontology annotation, cellular component: mitochondrion. The coding region runs from base 1 to 957 and encodes 318 amino acids. The record is from RefSeq and is a predicted model, not a curated record. The transcript has 2 exons. Gene Ontology annotation, biological process: mitochondrial respiratory chain complex III assembly.
AUGAACACCUGCGAGGGUUGCAGGCUGCAGGCCCGGGUCCUUAUCCGGGCCGCCACUCGUCGCCCCGGGCUGGCGAGAAUAGCGGCCACGAUCAAGACGGUGACGAAGGUGGCCAGCCAGCCGUCGACGAGAAGCACAAUGCCGUCGGCGCGGUCGUUCAGCAGCACGGAACGUCGCAGAAUUCUCGGCAUGGGAAAGCUUGCCGAGUCGUACCGCGUGUUGGGCACGUCGGAGCGGCUGUACAAGGCCUGCUCCAAAUCAGCCGACUACAAAAUAUCGGACGAGCAACGAAAGAAUGACGAGGUCGAGCGGUUGGAGGACGGCGAGGAGCUGGGCACCCCCGUGGACGGAGAUAAUGUUUGGCACAACGGGCACGCCUCGUCCGCAGCUUUCAAGCUUCAGCCCAGCUUCAGCACCUGGUCGCACGUGACGAUGCUUCAUCUCUACCUCGUCAACGCGCGCGUGCGCAUGCUCGACGCCGACACGUACCGCAACUGGCAGCAGCAACUCAUCGAUCACUUCUUCUUCGAGUGCGAGAAGAAAAUGCAUCUCGACCACGGCAUCACGUCGAGCGCGCUGCGCCAACGGUACCUCAAGGAUAUCUUCAUCCAAUGGCGCGGCCUGCUGCUCGCCUACGACGAGGGUCUCAUCAAGGGCGACGCCAUCCUCGCGAGCGCCAUCUGGCGGAACCUCUUCAAGGGCAGCCCCGACGCGGACCCGCGUGCCCUGCUGGCCAUUGUCGGCUGGAUGCGGGCCAGCCUGGCGGCGCUCGAGGUCACCUCGGACGCCACCUUUCCCCAGAGGGUUGUUGAUAUCCUCGCGAGGCCGGUGGAUGUAUUCUGGACGCGGCUGGAGGGGCCGCUGGGGGCCGGGCCGACGACGGCGGAGCCGGUCGCGGAACCGGUGGCGGAGACGCAGGGGACCAACACGGCACAGCGACCAGCCGCUGCGAUAUGA